Molecule: messenger RNA, 2401 nt
Organism: Cuscuta campestris
Lineage: Eukaryota; Viridiplantae; Streptophyta; Magnoliopsida; Solanales; Convolvulaceae
Source: the annotation of a GenBank genome assembly
GAAACAGGUGGCAACUAUUGAGUGGUAGGCUGCCAUCUGAUGCACCCAUAUAUGUAGGAGUCUUGCUCCAUUAUUCGGGAUGAAGAAAACAGAAUAAGAAAAAGAAGAAAUUCAUCUUCCUUCAGCUCUCUCUUUCACCUUUUAUCUCAUUCUAUUUCACUCAUCAUGGUAUCAGAGCCCUGAAAGAGAGAGCUGCAUUAAAAUCUUCCGAAAACUAGGGUUUCUCCUAUCCUGUAUCUUCAAUGGAAAGGAUGAACCCUCAAAACCCCUUGUACCUUCAUGGCUCAGAUGGGCCUAACACAGUAAGUAUUGGAAAACUCACUGGUGUGAGUAUGGAGAUAGCACUUUCCUCAAAAAGAAAACUUGGCUUUGUGAAGGGAAGUGUUGUGAAGGAACAAGCUGACACAGCGAAGCCUGAACUCUGGGAUACAUGCAACGACACUGUGAUAGGAUGGAUUAUGGGGUCUGUUUCAGACUCUAUCAAACAGACCAUCAUGUAUAUGCUCACAGCUAGGGAGAUCUGGAUGUAUCUGGAGAGCAGAUACUCUGUCUCAAAUGGCUCCCUUAAAUAUAAACUCAACAGAGAACUUUAUAGCUUCAAGCAAGGAGGUGCAAUCAUCAAUGAUUAUUAUACUGCCAUGACUGCAUGUGGGAGGAACUGGAGUCUUUAGACCAGUUGCCCACCAUUACUACUGUUGGAGAGGAUGUGACAAGAUUCUUAGAAGCUUUGGAAAAACAGAAGGAAGAGAAAAGAUUGUUUCAAUUUCUCAAUGGAGUGGAUGAAGUUUAUGGACCUCAAAGGAGUCAACUGCUCAUGAUGACAGCUCUUCCUUCAGUAGAGUUUGCUUGUAGUUCACUUCAACAAGAAGAGUCACAAAGAUGUGUGCUCAAUCCUAUGAAGGCUCCCUUGGAGUCCUCUGCCAUGUAUAGCAAGGGAGCAACUGACCCAGAGACAUGCUCAGCUUGUGGGGUUAAAGGACAUCCAAGGGAGAGAUGUUGGACAGUUAUAGGCUAUCCUAAAUGGCAUCUAAAACACAAAGCUCUUUAUAAAAGCAGGGAAGGAGGCACAGGUUCUAGUGUUGUCACUAGUGUUGGGUCUGGAAAAAACACUAACUCCAAUACUGGAUGGUUCAAAAAUAAAAAGUAUGGUUCUCAGAAGGUUGCUGCCAAUGCACAAGGAGGAAGCAGCCUAGGGGACAAUGGAGAAAUCACAGUCCAACAAUUGGAGCAUCUGCUGAGGAACCUGCAUAACAAACCUAGAUCAACCAUGGUAGGUUCAGACACUGAAGAUGAACUCGAUUCUAGCUUUGCUGGCUUCGCAACUGUUGGGAAUAGAUUGAAAAUAAAUCUACCUAACGGUAAUACCUCUGAUAUCACUCACUGUGGUGGUGUAAAGCUAAAAAAUGGACUAAACCUUAAGAAGGUUUUAGUAGUUCCUGAGUUUAAACAUAAUCUUCUGUCACUUAAUAAACUUUUGAGCUCUGAAGAUUGCAAGGUAGACUUCUAUGCAGGACAUUGUGUCAUAGUUGACAAUGUCACUCAAAAAGUAAAGGGAAUUGGAGAGUCAAGAAAUGGUCUAUACUAUCUGUUGAAUGAAGACAUAAAAUCAGUUGUGAGAAGUCUAAAACAUGCAGAGCGAAACUCAGGCAGAAGUGUAGGGUCAGCAAACACUAGUUCUGCAAAAAUCAGGCAUGGUUAUGUGGAAACAGAAAAGAUGAGUGAAACUUUGAUUUGGCACUUGAGAUUAGGACAUGCCCCUAUGAGCAAGCUGAAUCAAAUUGGAGUAUGGGAUAAAAAUGAUAUCAAUGUUGAAAGGAUGGCACAACAAAAUGGAAGAGCAGAAAGGAAGCAUAGAAAUGUGCUAGAAGUGGCUAGAUGCUUGAGGUUUCAAGCAGGCCUCCCUAAGCAUUUGGAUGCUUGGCCCUUGCUUAUAACCCUACAGUAAAUGCGGAUAAAUUCAAUCCUAGAGGGGUGCCUUGCAUAUUUCUAGGGUACCCUGCCUACCAGAAAGGAUACAGACUUUUAAAUCUGCUCACCAACCAGGUUUUUGUGUCCAGAGAUGUAGAGUGGUUUGAACAAGUUUAUCCUUACACUCUUGACAAAAAUCAAAUAACUCAUUUGAUUCCUCCAUCAAAUGAACAUACCAUACAGCCAGCCUCUAGCUGGGAAGACUCAUCCUCUGAAGAUGAAGAAGAGGAGGAAACAAAUCUCAAUCCAAACCAAACACCUAACCCCCCUACUCCACUUCAAACAGACUCACCCCUACAUACUCAAAAUAACCCAACCACACCACUACCUCUACGGAGAUCAAUAAGGCACUCUCAUCCCCUUCAAUGGAUGAGUGAUUACAUUACUCCUAUAACCAAUCUCACAUCUACAUCAAUAAACCCUCAGUUCAGUU